AAGAGAGGAGCCACACGUGUCACUGUCUCGUUUAGCUUGAGCAAACUUCUUUGCGUCGAUCAUACUCUCUCUCUCCGAAACAGCUAUAUAUCAUCAUCACUCUCGUCUUUCUUCUCAACCUCUCCAGUCACUAAUCGAAAUCUGAUCUUCUUCUUCUUCACCUCAAAGAAGGGAUAUGGUGUUCAAGGUCUCUCUCGUCUCAACCUCCCCUAUCGAUGGCCAGAAACCUGGCACCUCUGGUCUCCGUAAGAAGGUGAAAGUGUUCAAGCAACCCAAUUACCUACAGAACUUUGUCCAAUCAACUUUUAAUGCUCUUACUCCAGCGAAAGUCAAAGGUGCCACACUAGUGGUUUCUGGUGAUGGCCGUUAUUACUCAAAUGAUGCUGUUCAGAUCAUUAUUAAGAUGGCAGCAGCUAACGGUGUGCGACGUGUGUGGGUUGGUAAAAACACUCUCUUAUCAACUCCUGCCGUAUCGGCUGUGAUUCGUGAAAGAUCAGGAGCUGAUGGAUCGAAAGCAACGGGAGGAUUUAUUUUAACAGCAAGUCACAAUCCUGGUGGCCCUACUGAGGAUUUUGGAAUCAAAUACAAUAUGGGAAACGGGGGACCUGCUCCUGAAUCAAUCACUGAUAAGAUUUACGAGAACACUAAGACGAUCAAGGAGUACCCAAUAGCAGAAGAUCUACCCAUUGUUGAUAUAUCUGCCAUUGGCGUAUCCAGUUUUGAAGGACCUGGAGGAAAGUUUGAUGUUGAAGUUUUUGAUUCCGCGGAUGACUACGUUAAACUAAUGAAGUCCAUCUUCGACUUUGAAUCCAUCCGGAAGUUGCUUUCAUCUCCAAAGUUUUCAUUCUGCUAUGAUGCAAUGCAUGGAGUUGCUGGAGCCUAUGCCCAUCGGAUCUUUGUCGAAGAACUCGGUUCGCAAGAAAGUUCUCUAUUGAACUGCGUACCCAAGGAGGACUUUGGUGGAGGUCAUCCCGAUCCCAAUCUGACCUAUGCUAAGGAGCUUGUGGCACGAAUGGGAUUAGGUAAAUCUGACACCGGAGUUGAACCUCCAGAGUUUGGUGCUGCUGCUGAUGGUGAUGCAGACCGUAACAUGAUCCUUGGUAAAAGGUUCUUUGUAACUCCAUCUGAUUCGGUUGCUAUAAUUGCUGCAAAUGCUGUUGGGGCCAUACCUUACUUCAGCACUGGUUUGAAAGGUGUUGCAAGGAGCAUGCCGACCUCAGCAGCUCUUGAUGUCGUUGCAAAGAGCUUGAAUUUGAAGUUCUUUGAGGUUCCAACAGGCUGGAAGUUUUUUGGUAAUCUGAUGGAUGCUGGAAUGUGUUCUGUUUGUGGGGAAGAAAGUUUUGGAACUGGGUCGGAUCAUAUCCGUGAGAAAGAUGGGAUUUGGGCAGUUCUUGCGUGGCUGUCUAUACUUGCUCACAAGAACAAGGAAACUCUUGAUGGUGACGCUGAAUUGGUGACGGUUGAAGACAUUGUCCGCAAACACUGGGCUACCUAUGGCCGUCACUAUUACACUCGUUACGACUAUGAGAAUGUAGAUGCAGGUAAAGCUAAGGAACUGAUGGAGCAUUUGGUCAAAUUGCAAUCUUCAAUCCCUGAAGUCAACAAGAUGGUGAAAGGAAUUCGCUCGGACGUGUCGAAUGUAUCCAGUGCCGAUGAAUUCGAGUACAAAGAUCCAGUUGAUGGCUCCAUCUCCAAGCACCAGGGAAUCCGUUACCUGUUUGAAGAUGGAUCACGACUUGUUUUCCGUCUGUCUGGAACUGGCUCGGAAGGAGCAACCAUCCGACUCUACAUUGAACAGUACGAGAAGGAUGCUUCUAAAACCGGACGAGAGUCCCAUGAAGCUCUGUCUCCUCUGGUGGACGUAGCUCUGAAACUGUCCAAGAUGGAGGAGUUCACGGGCCGAUCAGCCCCCACCGUCAUAACAUAAAAAGGCGGGUCAAGUUCAACGGUCUCAAAUCAUACACUUCUUUGGGACGCUUUGUUUCUUCUCAUUUAAAUGAAACUAUGAAUAAUUAAGAGUCUCGGGGAGGCUUUCAUAUUUCAUGAGUUAUCGUGAAGCUUAUACUUGGAUUUGUCUUUCUCGGUUUUGUUAUUUUACAUGUAUUACGUACAUGAUUAAGAUUUGUUAUUGCAGUUCAAUGAUUUUGCAA
Messenger RNA from Brassica napus (rape), 2150 nucleotides. RefSeq names its product probable phosphoglucomutase, cytoplasmic 1. Lineage: Eukaryota; Viridiplantae; Streptophyta; Magnoliopsida; Brassicales; Brassicaceae. The record is from RefSeq and is a predicted model, not a curated record. Gene Ontology annotation, cellular component: cytosol. Bases 176 to 1927 code for a protein of 583 amino acids. Gene Ontology annotation, molecular function: phosphoglucomutase activity; magnesium ion binding. Gene Ontology annotation, biological process: carbohydrate metabolic process. The transcript has 18 exons.